Geodia barretti is the source of this 1270-nucleotide messenger RNA. The record is from the annotation of a GenBank genome assembly. Lineage: Eukaryota; Metazoa; Porifera; Demospongiae; Tetractinellida; Geodiidae.
CACCAGAACGAUGGCUGAGAAAGCCAGUGCCACUACUGCCCUGCAGUGGGUAGAGCGUCUUUUGGAGCCGUCUGCGAGCGAAGACAUGAUGAUCGAAGCUGCUCAGGUGUUUUCACCAGGUCACUACUCUGACGUGGUGGACGAGAGAAUUAUAAGUCGUCUAUGUGGCUAUCCGCCAUGCAGUAACCCUCUAGGACCUCAGCCGCAGCAGAAGUACCACAUCUCACUGGCCCUGAAGAAAGUGUUUGAUCUGACACAGAGAAAAAAAUUUUGCAGCGUGGAGUGCUACCGAGCAUCAAACUACUAUGCUUCACAGCUGUCCAGUCUACCACCACCGACGAGAAUUGGAACUCCAGUUGUCAUAAAGUUUCUGCCACAUUCUGGCUCUAAGGCUGAGCAUUUCCAAACCAGUGAUGUGGUAAAACCACCACCAAUGACAAGCCCGGCAGAUGAUUUGGGAGUUGUUAUCAAAGAAGUGCCCAUGAAAGGUUUGUGUCAUGGGGGCAGGAACACUCCAACAAAUUGUAUUGUUACGUAUUAAACAGAAACGACUAGUAAACUUAGUGAACUACGAGUGACUGAUGAAGGUGAAGAUGCAGAGUCUGGAGAUAGUGAGCCGAGAGAUUCGGUACAUCUGGCACACCCGAAGCUGUCACCGGUCGGUCGUCUUCUCCACGCAUGUCCAGCUGGUGUACUCCCGACACCCGCUGCUUUGUGGAGCAAGCGAGACAACAGACACAUUCAGAGAGAGAUCCUGUCCAGACACCAGAAAGAGACAGUGGUAAAGUAUAUGCACCAUGUGUUGUGGAAGGCAGCAAAUGCAGCUGUGAUGAAGAGGCCUGUCAGGAGAGCGAGGAAGGAGAGGUGGAGGAGACAAGGGAAGACCUGGAUGAUGCAAAGGUCUUGCCACCUGUUCACAGCUCUGCACAAUCGCAGCUCCAGAGGACCAUCUUUGUGCAACAGUUGAGGAGAAAUGUCUCAAGUGUUGCAGUAGACCUUAGUCUCAUUACAGAUGAAGUUCUUCCCAGAAUAUUACAGCUGGUGUGGACGUUCAGGUUAUCAAGGCAUACAGUUAUGUUCAAGCCAGCAGAGUGGAAAGUUAUAAUUCUGAUUCUUAUACACAUUGCUGCUCCAGAAUGGAACACUGUCACAGGCAAACCGACUUCUGGAAUCAUCCAGGAGUGGUUGAGAGCUGUGGAUGCCACCAAUGCUGAUCUGAAUCUCAUGAUGAACAUUUUCAAUCACUAAGUGUUUGUGCACAAAGUUAUUU